AUGAGACAGAGGGAGCUUUAUUUGGACUCAGAGAAGGUGGCGGCAGUGAAGGUGGUCAUGAGGGUAUUUGGUCGUAACAACUAUACAGUGGAAAUUGGUAUGCACAGUUUGAAGGCAAGUGAGGAAAGCUUGGUAUCUCGGGGGGCAGCCCGAAUCAUCACCCAUGAGGACUACAACAUGAUGCUGAGUCGUAAUGACAUUGCCCUUAUCAAGCUCUCCACCCCUGUGGACUUUUCGGACACAAUUAUGUCCUCCUGCCUUCCACAACGCAAUUCUACCCUCUCCAAUGGCACGGCAUGCUACAUAACUGGGUGGGGUCAGCUGUCCACUGAGGGUGUGAUGGCUGACAUCCUGCAGCAGGCUCUCCUGCCUGUGGUUGACCAUGAAACCUGCUCGCAGCCCGAUUGGUGGGGUGCCUUGAUGACCAACAAGAUGAUUUGUGCUGGUGGAGAUGGUGUCACAGCAGGCUGCAAUGGAGACUCUGGUGGUCCUCUAAAUUGCCAGAACCCUGAUGGAUCCUGGACCAUCCAUGGCGUGGUGAGCUUUGGUUCAGGUCAGGGCUGCAAUGUGUUCAAGAAGCCAACUGUAUUUACCAAAGUGAGCUCCUACCUAGAUUGGAUUGAAAAAGUAAUCAAAGGGGUAAUGAGCAACGACUGA
Nerophis lumbriciformis (worm pipefish) is the source of this 657-nucleotide messenger RNA. Lineage: Eukaryota; Metazoa; Chordata; Actinopteri; Syngnathiformes; Syngnathidae. The record is from RefSeq and is a predicted model, not a curated record.